AUGAAAAUCACACUCAGUCCGUUGAUCAGGUAUCCAAGCUUGCGUAGCUUGAAUGUAGAACCUCUGAUUUUGCGCCGUUUGUUGAGCAUGGACGAGAGAAUCGGGAUGCCAUUCGCAGCGUUCAGGGCAACAACAGCACAGCCGACAAACGCAUUGAAUGCGGUUCCUGAAACCAUCGAAAACGAUCCCAACAUGAACGAAACACCCACAGACAACAGGAGAGCGUUUUUCGGGACGAUCUCCUCGUCGGCCAUGAGAGCCGAUAGUAGCAAAUGUAGAGGAUCCGACAAUCAAAAUGACCAACACAAACGAAACCAAGAACGAUUUUGUGGACAGCUUGAAAGCAAUGUCGAUAGGGAAGAUGUCUGGGUUGUCGUCCAGAAGCAGCUGCAGAUCGGGCAGGAUACUCAAGAUCGGGAUGAUAAAAAUGAGACCGGUCAGACUGCUAACGAGAACGGAAACCAGCAGACCCUGAGGAAUCGUUUUUUCUGGGGUUUUGACUUCCUCACUCAUCGAAACGAUCAUUCCAUAUCCGUUGAAGGUGAGCGAGGAGAACUGGAUUCCUCCGAUGAAGAAUGCGAGCACCGCAGGCCAGCCGCUGCGGGAUGCGUCAAAGUUGGUGAGGAUGUGUUUGAUAUCGUGGAAGUCGGAGCUGAAUAG
Molecule: messenger RNA, 660 nt
Organism: Ogataea philodendri
Lineage: Eukaryota; Fungi; Ascomycota; Pichiomycetes; Pichiales; Pichiaceae
Exons: 2
Coding region: 1-660 (219 amino acids)
Source: RefSeq, a predicted model, not a curated record